This is a messenger RNA of Populus nigra (black poplar), 1205 nucleotides long. RefSeq names its product ethylene-responsive transcription factor ERF027-like. The transcript has a single exon. NCBI's taxonomy places the organism in Eukaryota, Viridiplantae, Streptophyta, Magnoliopsida, Malpighiales, Salicaceae. Gene Ontology annotation, molecular function: DNA-binding transcription factor activity; DNA binding. Gene Ontology annotation, biological process: regulation of DNA-templated transcription. The record is from RefSeq and is a predicted model, not a curated record. The coding region runs from base 123 to 875 and encodes 250 amino acids.
AUCUAUACUUGUAUAGUAAGCUCUCGUCAAACUUAUAAACAAAAAUCCCUUUCAUUCUCUUACCAUGUCAAGAACCUCAGUGCCAUUUUUCCAUAUAGACACAUCCCUUUCAUUAUAUAUAUAUGGCCAAUCCUAAGCCCCAAGCUGACCAAUUACCACCACUUCACUCUCCAAUCCUGAUCCCAUCUCCGAUCAGAUCUUCGGGUCAGCCCUUUAGUUCAAGGCAUGAUGAACAUCCACCGAGGCUUAUUCGAUCGCCCAUUGGGUUUUCGAGUCAGCCCAUGAGUGGAAGGCAUGGUGACCAAUCACCGAGGCGCCAUAUUCGACCACCGGGUGGUUCAUCGGCUCAGCCCGCAAGUGGAAGACACCCGAGUUUUAAAGGUGUUAGGUUACGGAGUGGGAAAUGGGUAUCCGAGAUCCGGGAACCACGUAAAACUACGCGUGUAUGGCUCGGUACGUAUCCAACUCCUGAGAUGGCAGCCACCGCCUAUGAUGUGGCUGCUCUAGCACUUAAAGGCACCAGCACGCCACUGAAUUUCCCGGAAUCAAUCCUUUCCUAUCCAACACCAGCCUCAGCAUCCCCUAGUGAUAUAAGGGCUGCAGCUGCUAGUGCAGCAUCAGCCAGGUCACCCAAGCGUGAAAGUGGGCCAAACCCUGAGAUGGGCCAGCCUGAAACAGAAGGCUCAUCAUCUAUUAUCACUGCUGAUGUUCAAUCAGGACAGGAAAUUUUCGACGAGGAAGAACUUUUAAACAUGCCCAAUUUGCUAGUUGACAUGGCAGGAGGAAUGCUAGUAAGCCCACCAAGAAUAAACACACUAUCUUCUGAUGAUUCACCAGGGAGUUCCGAUGCUGAAAGCCUAUGGUCCUACCACUAAAGCAAACCCAAACAGCUUCUCCAUGGAGAACUUGCUUCUUGGUUUUGGUCAAAGGGAGAGGUUUUGGUCCCAUGAUGUAACAAAAGGUUGGCUUUUAUUAAAGAUUUUUCUAUGGGGUAAUAGGCAAUGGAGUGUUGUGUAGAUAAAGGUAAAACUGGUUGGUGAAUCGAUUUUGCUGCCACAUUUGUUAGUUGUAUAUAUUUAAAUGUGUCAGCUAGAGCCAGAGUACGUCUCUCCUUCCAUCUGAAUGUUUUUCUGAUAGACUUUUGAGAGAGACUUCCCUUGUAGUUUCCUCCGACGAUUAUAUAUUUUGUCCCUCUCUUGAUAUUU